Molecule: messenger RNA, 2256 nt
Organism: Tachysurus vachellii
Lineage: Eukaryota; Metazoa; Chordata; Actinopteri; Siluriformes; Bagridae
Product: C-C chemokine receptor type 5-like
Exons: 2
Coding region: 920-1969 (349 amino acids)
Biological process (GO): G protein-coupled receptor signaling pathway; immune response; chemotaxis
Cellular component (GO): membrane
Molecular function (GO): chemokine receptor activity
Source: RefSeq, a predicted model, not a curated record
GAAAGUUCACUUAUGUAAUAAUCUUUGGACUAAUCACUACAGUCAUCCUGUUUCACUUGUGUUCUUAACUUUUAUAAGGGAUUUAAUCAAUUAAACAUGCUCCUUAUUAGAAGAAAGCAGUGGUAUCUAUUAGCCAGAUCACUUCCAGAUGUUGCUGAGAUACAGUAAUUUCGUCACCUAUCUGUUGCACCUGAUGCAAAUCAGUCCCACUGAUUAAAUAAUGCCAAAGUGGUGGCAGAGGCCAGGACGAUUAGAUAAAAUCUACAAAGCAGAAUGUGUGAACUGGUCCGUAGUUUCUAGUGGAUGCUAAACAGACAGGAUCAAUGAUAAUAGAACAAUAAACAACAACAACAACAACAAAAAGACAAGGUGAGACCACAAGAUAACUCAUUGAAGUCACCGAUGAAUAAAGUGAUGUUAAUCGUUUGAAGCUAUGAGUUAAUAUAUAGAGGUCAUAAUAUAAUAUUGAGAGAGUAUAAUAGUAGUGGUCAUGAGAUCCUGAGCAUCCAGUCUAUUAACUUUAUUUAUGUCUCCCAGCAGCAGAUAGGAAAAGUCUAUUUGCUUUGAGAAUUUGUUUAAGGUUCAGUGAGCUAAUGUUACAUCGGUGUCACAAUUGCAGUUGAUUUAUUAAUGUGCUGUUUAAUAUUAAUAAACUUUAUCUUAUAUAUACAGUAUACUAUAUUACCUGUAACACCUGUCGUCAACAGUUUUAAUUAAAACUAAAGAUUGUACAUUUGUUAUUUCUGGCAUGUUUAUAAGUGUCUAUAUGUUUUGUUUAAUUUGUAGUUUGCUAGAAAGUGACUUAUCUGGCAACAGGACAAAGCCCCACCUUAUAGAGCUUCCCUUAAUAAAGCACAUCAUCUUCCUACGGUCCAAUAUACACUUGGUCUCGGUCUGAGGAGACACGACGCAGCCCAACAUGACGACCAAGAACGAUUCUGCUAAUGACACCAUACCAGAUGGUUACUUACCCUGCAAUAACAACAACGUAAUGGCCUUCAGCCGAGUCUUCCUCCCUACACUCUACAGCAUCGUCUUCAUCGUGGGGUUCAUCGGCAACUGCCUGGUUGUUUGUGUCCUGGUCAAGUUCCACAAAAAGUCCAACAUGUCAGAUGUGUGUCUCUUCAACCUGGCGCUUUCAGACCUCCUCUUCCUUCUCUCGUUACCUUUCUGGGCUCACUACGCCCUCACCAGUCAGUGGACCUUCGGGAGCUUCAUGUGCCAUACAGUGACAGCGUUCUACAUGCUGGGAUUCUAUGGAAGCAUCUUCUUCAUGAUCCUUAUGACCAUUGAGCGCUACAGUGUCAUUGUCCACACCCAGACCUCCCUGUUCUCUAAGCACCGGUCUGUCAGAGCUAGCAUAGCCCUGGUUUUGUUUAUGUGGACACUUAGCCUGGGAGCUUCUCUGCCAAAUAUCAUUUUCUCACAAGUGAACAAUAAAGUAUGGACAUGCAGUUUGGAAUAUCCAAAAGGAACAAAGUGGAGGUCUUUCUCUUACAUGGAGUUGAACAUCCUUGGUUUAAUUAUUCCUCUGUCAGUGAUGUUGUUCUGCUACUCGCGCAUCAUCCCUAUCUUAAUGACCAUGAAGUCUCAGAAGAAACACAGAGCUGUCAGGCUCAUGCUGGUCUUGGUCAGUGUUUUCUUCCUCUUCUGGACACCUUACAACAUCGUCAUCUUCCUGAAGUUCCUGCAGUAUCUGGAUUACAUGAGCACUUGUAAGUGGUAUCAGGACCUGAACAUGGCUAUGCAGUGGGUGGAAACCAUAGCGUUCUGUCACUGCUGCAUCAACCCCAUCAUCUACGCCUUUGUGGGGCAGAGAUUCAGGAAUUUAUUUCUAAAGAUCUUGAAAUUGUGGUUUCCUUGUUGCUUUGGUCGCUGUACUACAACUGAAAGUGAGCUCUCUGUGAAGAGGACCAUUAGAUACUCCUCAGAGACUUCUUACACAAAGAUAAAACUAAAAGGUGGUUAAAACCAUUAUCACAUUUGUACUACUAUUAACUCUUAUUAUGCCUGGAUGGACAAUGUAGCCAUGUAAUGUGAAGACCUUAAUGAACACUGCGUUAUAAAAAUAAUAUAAUAUAUAAAUAAUAUAAAUGCUGUAUAAAUAAUAAAAAGAGUGAAUGAAACAAAUCCACAUCCAGCCAAUAAUUCAGCUUGUAUAUUCAUUUUAAAGGCUGCCAAGUGUGCAUGUUUUUUUCCAUGGAAGUUUAAAGUCAACUAAAUAACCAGUCAAACAGUUUACUUAAAGUCACAGAA